CCGGGCCUGCGCGCCGACGUUCCGCUGCUCCUAGCGCUACCGGAAGUGGCCGGGCCCAAGGCGGAGGGACCCGGCCGAGCGGAAGUCACUCCGUGAGGCAGUGGCGAAGGCGGCGGUGAGAGGAUGAACAACAAGUUCGACGCCUUGAAAGAUGAUGACAGUGGGGACCAUGACCAGAAUGAAGAAAACAGCACACAGAAAGAUGGUGAGAAGGAAAAAACGGAACGAGACAAGAGUCAGACCAGCAGCAAGAGGAAGGCUGUUGUCCCUGGACCAGCAGAGCAUCCCCUGCAGUACAACUACACUUUCUGGUACUCCAGGAGAACCCCCGGCCGGCCCACUAGCUCACAGAGCUAUGAGCAGAAUAUCAAACAGAUUGGCACCUUUGCAUCUGUGGAGCAGUUCUGGAGAUUUUACAGCCACAUGGUACGUCCCGGGGACCUGACAGGCCACAGUGACUUCCAUCUCUUCAAAGAAGGAAUUAAGCCCAUGUGGGAGGAUGAUGCAAAUAAAAAUGGUGGCAAGUGGAUUAUUCGGCUGCGGAAGGGCUUGGCAUCCCGUUGCUGGGAGAAUCUCAUCCUGGCCAUGUUGGGGGAACAGUUCAUGGUUGGGGAGGAGAUCUGUGGGGCUGUGGUCUCUGUCCGGUUUCAGGAGGAUAUCAUUUCCAUAUGGAAUAAGACUGCCAGCGACCAAGCCACCACAGCCCGGAUCCGGGAUACACUCCGGCGAGUGCUUAACCUACCUCCCAAUACCAUUAUGGAGUACAAGACCCACACCGACAGCAUCAAAAUGCCAGGCAGGCUGGGCCCCCAAAGGCUACUUUUUCAAAACCUCUGGAAGACGCGGGUGAAUGUGCCGUGACCCUGUCCCUUUCUGGAUGGCACCAUCACUGAAGCUGGCCCCACCGGAGUCUCUUGUUUUGUUGGCGUGCUACCUGGAAGAUCCUUCUGUCCUGGACGAGAGGACUUGGACGAGCAUUUGAUGUUUUCAGAACAGGCUGACACCAGCAGCUACGCCAGCUGCUGAGAUCGUUCAAUAAACGGUGCUAAACUA
Molecule: messenger RNA, 1053 nt
Organism: Orycteropus afer afer
Lineage: Eukaryota; Metazoa; Chordata; Mammalia; Tubulidentata; Orycteropodidae
Source: RefSeq, a predicted model, not a curated record